GUUUUAUCCAUCGAUAUGGAUGAGUUUUCCACUAUGCCACCGUCCGAUCGGUUCGGCACUUCAUCUACAUCGUCUUCGCCAGCAGACAUGCAUCGUCCGCGUCGUCAUCUGCCGUCUCCGGCCUUGGCGCAAGCAACGUCCUUACUUAGACUGACUCAGACGUAUGGUGGCAGCUUUGAUAUUUGCGAUUUGAGCGUAUUGCAUUUGUCUCUGACGAGUUCGCCGUCAGCACCUGUCGUAUCUUCGACCGUCCUCCAUCCAUCGGCUCUUAUCGGAGUGGCCGGUCGUAAGCUACCCGUUCCGCGGCGAGCUCAUCCCGCCGAUCACCACAGCAAAAUGUCGUCGUCGGGCCAUCACAUGAGCCAAAGUGAUUUGAUGAUGGCAAGCGUGGCAGAUGCGAUGGAUGAGAUGGAUGCUCUCAUUCGUCCCUCGUCGGGAUCGGCCUCGAUUGGAAGUGCGAGCGUUCGCGAUUCGCCGAAACUUUCGCUGUCGAGGAAGCUGCCCGUGCCGCCCGUAUCCGCCGCAGCUAAAGUCAUCAACCAAUCACGACGCCUCUUGCCGCGACCCUUGUCGUGCGACGUGCCGUGUGUCAGCGAUGCCGACAUGGCCGCCGGACUGCAACCGUCCGCCUACCUGCCGACGAGUCAGAGAGCGAGGAGCUCGCAACUGUGCCGACCUUUUUCCUUCGAUUACUCAUCCGGUGCGGAAGCCGAAUUGGAGGAGGCGGCGUUACUCCAUCAGCCGCAACAGGGGACGGUCGGGAGCGAUCCGAGUCUUUUGUAUUUCGAAACGCAGAAUCGCCGCACUUUGAACCGUCAGUCGAGCACGACGUCGUGUCCUGCGUUGGUCCGUCCUUGCGCGUUGUCGCCACGCUCUCCCAAGUACCGAACGGAUGCGUCCUCGUUCAACGGAAGUGUCAGCGGCGGAAGUAGCAUCAACACGACCCCUAGUCCCCUGCCUCAUUUGCAUCAAUCCUCGUCAAUCCUGUCGACCACGACCAUCACCGAUCCAGCUGCCUACGUCCCGACCGGAGUCCUUGUGCCUUUUUCUACCCCAUCACACCACACCGCCUUACCUUUAUCGAUUGUAUCCAGUCAAGCGGUCGGGACAGCUGGAAUAAUCCCUCCCCGUCCUUAUUUGUGGCCGGCCACUGCCACUCACGAGAAUCCGUCGUUAAUGAUUCCUUCGACCGGUUCGGCCUUUCGUGCGCCGCCACUCGCCUCUCAAUACAGACAAGCUUCACUGUCACUCCCGCCAAGCGGACUUGAUCCGUCGUUCGAUACCGCCACGACGGCCACCACCUCUAGCAUUGCUGCUACAACAACAUUGGCGAUGCGUCGCCACCGUUUCCAUCACGACGUCGGUGACGAAGGCGGUUCCUUUUGCGGACCGUUUGGUGAAUUUUCGCAUUACCGAUUGGACAUGCAACGUCCGUCGCGCUCGCGUCAGCCUGUCCGCAAUAGUACCAUCUUGGCGGCCAGGAACGAUGUCAAGGGAUCGAUCUCUGAAACGCUAGACGAAGACGAAGAGAUCCUAGGCUCUGAUGACGACGAACAAGAAGAUCCCAGGGAUUACACUAAAGGUGGAUACCAUCCAGUCAAGAUUGGUGACCUCUUUCACAAUCGAUAUCACGUCGUGCGCAAACUGGGAUGGGGCCAUUUCUCCACCGUCUGGCUCUGCUGGGAUUUGGUGGCGAAGCGAUUUGUGGCCCUCAAGGUGGUCAAGAGCGCAUCGCACUACACGGAGACGGCCCUGGACGAGAUCAAGUUGCUGCGCUGCGUCCGCGAGAGCGAUGAAACGGAUCCUAAACGCGAGAAGACGGUCCAGCUUCUCGACGACUUUAAGAUCAGCGGAAUCAACGGGACGCACGUCUGCAUGGUCUUUGAGGUUCUCGGCCACAACCUCCUCAAGCUCAUCAUCCGCAGCCAGUACCAAGGCAUUCCCCUGCUCAACGUCAAGACCAUCAUCCGCCAGGUCCUUGAAGGUUUAGAUUAUUUGCAUACCAAGUGUCGCAUCAUCCACACAGACAUCAAGCCUGAAAAUAUAUUGAUUUGCGUCGAUGAGCCCUUCAUCCGGAAGUUGGCAGCUGAUGCCACCCAAUGGCAUAAGAUGGGCAUGAAACUUCCCGGAUCUUUAGUGAGCACGGCGCCCAAAGAGCUGCAGUCGCCCAACACGACCAACAUGUCAAAGAGCAAGAAGAAGAAGAUGAAAAAGAAAGCCAAAAAGAAGGCGGAAUUGCUGGAAAAACAGCUCCAACAGCUUGAGGAGCUGGAGGAGAAUCUCCAGAUCAAUGGAUGUAAAGAGACGGAGAAGAACGGAACGAGCUUCCAGGCUGCAGAUGAAGCGUGCGCAGCCAAUCCCUCUCUCAGGAACGGUGGAUCAAACAAUGUGGAACACCGCAAGAGUUUCGCAGAAAUGACGGAGGCCCAAGUUCAUCCAGCUUCGUCCGCCUCUGCACCGGAAGGCUUUCUCAAUCCACAAGAUAAUCCUAAUGGCAACGAGAACUCGAUCGGUAGUGAAAGCAGUAUGCGUCGCACGUCUUCUGUUCCAGACCAGCGAUCAUUGUUGGAUAAAAGACCGGAUCCUGUCCGCGAAGUCUGGCCCGAUAUGUUGGUGAAAAUUGCGGAUUUGGGCAACGCUUGUUGGGUGCAUCAUCACUUUACCGAAGAUAUUCAGACGAGGCAAUAUCGUUGUCUGGAAGUUCUGCUCGGUGCUGGAUACGGAACUCCGGCUGAUAUCUGGAGUACGGCUUGCAUGGCUUUCGAGUUAGCCACCGGUGACUAUCUGUUCGAGCCUCAUUCUGGUGAGGAUUAUUCGAGGGAUGAGGACCAUUUGGCUCACAUUAUCGAGUUGUUGGGCGAUAUUCCAAAACACAUCGCGGCUUCGGGAAAAUAUUCUCGCGUCUUUUUCAAUAAAAAGGGAGAGCUGAGACACAUCACAAAACUGAAGCCUUGGGGUCUGUUUGAGGUGCUAACGGAGAAAUAUGAAUGGGACGUGCAACAAGCGCGCGAUUUUGCCGAAUUUCUUCAUCCCAUGUUGGCGUUUGAUCCUAACCAGCGAGCCACGGCAGCCGAAUGCCUGCUCCAUCCGUGGCUGACGGGCGUACCGCUUGAUGGCCAUCAGCAACAGUUGCAAGCCGAACGUCGCCAGUGUCUGUCCUUUGUCCAUCAACCGACCGAAGAAGUCGGUGAUUUGGACGAAGAGGACGAUGACGACGAGGAUGAUGAAGACGAUGAAGAUGACGACGAUGAUGAUGAGGAUGAUGACGACGACGAGCGUGAUGCAGAAAAACCUCGACAGGUCGUUGUUCCUUCAUGACACUCUUUCGAUUUGAUUGGCAUUUCGUCGCUCACUUUGAUCAACCGCUCGACCACUUCACCAUCAUCAAACACUCCUUCCCCUCACACGAACAUAUACACUCAUGAAACACGUAAAUAAUCAUGUCCUUUUUACCUAAACUUCCCUCCCAAUGACCUUUUUUUUUUUUUUUUUUUUUUUUUUUUUUUUAAUAGUCCAUCUUUCCUCCUAUUCGUUGGCUGCGUGUAUUCCAUCUUCCUGUCAUUGAAUCAUGCCCGAGCAGUGAAAAAUCAUAUCCAUUUGGUGAGAAAACAAGCAACAUCUCCCUCCACCAUCGUCCCCUCCUUUUUUCAGUUUUCAAUCCAAAUCCAGUUCAAUCUUUUUAUUUAUUAUUAUUUUCUUGUCGCCAUUUGAAAAGUGAACGUAGAAGGCCAUCGUAAUGGAAUUCCAUCCCUUAAAAAAUAUCAUCCAAUCCAGCAAUCGCUAGGUCAUAUUCAGAGGAGAGGGAAACAACAAUAACGCAAACGGAAUAGUUAGCCCAUAAAACGAGGAGUUUCAUUCCGUUUCGGGAUGCAUUUGCAAACUAUUUGAUAUGCCGCCUCAUUUCCUUGAUUUUUGUUUACUUUUUUUUUUUGCUGGGCGUCUCUUUCACAUCUCUGAGUCGUCGUUGUCUUGUGUCAUUUUUUAAUUUAUUUUCUCUAAGUUGAAGAGGAGUUACGUGCGCACUCAUGCUCCUACAGUUUGAGAUCGGUGUCGCACGAGUCUUGGAGAAAACGAAAGAUGCGAUGAUACCGCCAUCGCCCCGCUGAAUUUAAAUUAUUCUUUGAAUGUCGUCCCGACAUUCCAGACUGCGUGACGGUAUUUAAAACGUCAAGACGUAUCUUGAAGUUCAUCGUCAUUUGUUCCCGAUUUUUUUUUUUUUUUGUCUUUGUUAAUGAGCAAAUUUGAAGAUGUACCGAACUUGAGUACGAAAGAUGGGUGAUUGCGUAGCACUCGUCUGUCUUGACAGGAGACAGAAUGGAAUUGGUACCUUAUGUGAUACGCCGUUGUCGAGGUUUAAGUCCUUUUUUUUUUUCUCCCUCCCUUUUUGUCCCUAGAACGUCUUUUAUUUUGAAAAUCUCCUUUUGCGGGAGGGGAGGGAAAGGGGGUUGGGGUUUCAAGUGUUGAAUGAAGCUCCUAGGGCAAUAUAUAUCUCACUGAAUUGGCUAAUUUUUGUUUAAAUUUUUUUUUAAUUUUUAUUUCUAUUCUAAUUUUUUUUUUGUAUAUUAACGUUGGUGCGUGGCCUGUUGCACUCUAUAAUGGUGAAAACGAAAAGAAAAAAAAAUGAGGAAAAGCAGGCUACAAAUAGGUAACUGGAUUGCACGGUUCGAUUAGUAGAUUGACUUGCUCGCUCUCUUUGUACACCACCACAAUCCUUAACUCUCUCUCCUCGUCGUCUCUCUUCUCUCUCUCUCUCACCCCCCGUCCUCACCCGAACAUUUAUUAUCCAUUCUUCGAAUUGAAAGUCAAUUGUAGCCCCCGAUAGAAGACAAAAAGAAGACGAAGAAGAAGGAUAUUGUUAUCUUCCGAGUGCAAUUCUGCGGUUCUCUCUUGUAUCUGUCCUGUCUGACGCAACCUAUCGCCUCCCUCUCAGAAUUCUGUCACCUUUAUUAUGAUUUCUAUUUUGUCGAUAAUAGAACAAUUUGAUCAGGAGAAACAGGUGGACAAUUAUUGGAAUGAGAAGACGUUCAGCCGCGUCUCGUUUUGCGUUUCUUGUAUGUAUGGUCAGUUAAUCCCCUCAACCUUUAUAAUCGUCAAUCGCGGAUAACGUCAUCAACCCUUUCAAGAAAAAGUAACGAAAAACAAAGAUUAAAUAAACUCCCAUGUUUAUCCUC
This is a messenger RNA of Daphnia carinata, 5171 nucleotides long. RefSeq names its product SRSF protein kinase 3-like. Gene Ontology annotation, biological process: protein phosphorylation; spliceosomal complex assembly; regulation of mRNA processing. NCBI's taxonomy places the organism in Eukaryota, Metazoa, Arthropoda, Branchiopoda, Diplostraca, Daphniidae. Gene Ontology annotation, molecular function: protein kinase activity; ATP binding. The transcript is spliced from 13 exons. Bases 16 to 3318 code for a protein of 1100 amino acids. The record is from RefSeq and is a predicted model, not a curated record.